This is a messenger RNA of Beauveria bassiana ARSEF 2860, 270 nucleotides long. RefSeq lists its product as uncharacterized. Bases 1 to 270 code for a protein of 89 amino acids. NCBI's taxonomy places the organism in Eukaryota, Fungi, Ascomycota, Sordariomycetes, Hypocreales, Cordycipitaceae. The record is from RefSeq and is a predicted model, not a curated record. The transcript is spliced from 2 exons.
AUGCCCCUCCAUGUUGAGCAGCGCUGGAAUGCCUACACCGACUAUGACCCUUUGACAGAUGCGGUUUGGGGUUCCACGCGUGUCACUGGCAUCGAGAGCAACCCGCCUUUUGGGCCCGAGAUCGAAGCGCAGGAGAGCCAACGUGCUGAAGCGCCACGGCGUCGAGGCGGCAGCGUGGACACGGUGCUGUGCUCGGUGCCGGACGAAAAGACCACGCUGAGGGAGAUUAACCGCGUGCUGAAGCUGGGCAGCAAAUUCAUCUUCUGGUAA